CUUUCGAUUUCGUAAAAGCAACAACAUGGGUUGUUCACUAUGGCUCAGUCAAUUACUCUGCCUCCUUUUCUUUCUCUUGCAUUUUCAAGCUGCUAGUUCUCCAUUUUCAUCCUCAAAUCUCUCGUCUUCACAUGUGCUUUGCCAUCUUCACCAAAGUCAUGCGUUGCUCCAUUUCAAAAAUUCUUUCUCCAUUACCAGUUCUGCCUCAAUGGACUCUCGCCUGCAUGAUGUUCCUUAUCCGAAAACAGAGACAUGGGAAGAAGGCAGUGAUUGCUGCUUAUGGGAUGGGGUCACGUGUGACUUACAAACAGGUUAUGUAAUUGGCCUUCGCCUUUCUCGCAGUAUGCUUUUUGGUUCCUUUCAUCCCAAUAACUCUCUUUUCCUCCUCUCUCAUCUUCAAUUUCUGGAUCUCUCCAAUAAUGAUUUCAAUUCCUCCAGUAUUUCACCUCAGUUCGGUGGAUUUUUUAAUUUAAGACAUCUUAAUCUGAAUAACUCUGGUUUUGCAGGCCAAGUUCCUUCAAAAAUCACUUAUUUAUCUAACUUGGUUUCACUUGAUAUCUCUUUCAAUGAUUUGACACUAGAAGCCACCACUUUCAAUAGAUUAGCUAAAAACCUCACCAAGCUAAGAGAACUCAUUUUAGAUGAGGUAAACAUGUCCAUGGUCGAACCUAUUUGGUUGAUGAAUUUGUCGUCUUCUUUUUCAUCUCUCUAUCUCAAUGAUUGUGGAUUGCAAGGGGAAUUUCCACGCAAUUUGCUUCAACGGCAAAAACUUCGGGUGCUCGAUUUAUGGGGAAAUCAUGACCUCAUUGUUUGUUUGCCAAGGUCUAAUUGGAGUAGUUCCCUUGACGUUUUGUUUGUUUCUUAUACAAAAAUUACAAUACAUUUAGAUGGUGAUCUUAUUAAUAAUCUAAGGUCUGUGAAAAUGUUGGGUCUUAGUGGUUGCAGUUUUGUUGGUUCAAAUGUAUCAUGGUUUGGUAAUUUGAGGCAACUCAGUAGGUUAUAUCUUUCAUCAAAUAAUUUUAGUGGCCAUAUUCCAUCCGCAUUUGGGAACCUUGAGCAUCUCACUCAUUUGGCACUCUCAUCUAAUAAUUUUGAUGGUCAAAUUCCCCCAUGGUUAUUGAACCAUAACCAACUCAUUGGUUUAUUUCUUUCCAAUAAUAAACUCAUUGGUACAAUUCCCAAUUCUUUUGCAAACUUGGCAACACUUCAACAUUUAGAUUUAUCAAGCAAUCGACUGGUGGGACCCAUUCCUUCUCAAGUUCGUAGACUUUCAAGUCUAAUUGUAUUGGAUUUAUCUAAUAACUUGCUCAAUGCAACAAUACCAUCCUCCUUGCUUAACCUACCUCAUUUGCAAUUUUUAUUUCUCAAUAGUAACCUGUUCAUGGGUCGUAUUCGUCGGUUCCAACAUAAUUCCUUGAUUCAUAUUGAUUUGAGCAAUAAUAAGUUGGAAGGGGCAAUUCCAAUUUCAAUUUGCAAGCUAAAGCAACUCCAAGUUCUUCACUUUUCCAACAAUAGCUUUAGCGGUUCCAUUCCACAUUGCUUGGGAAAUUUUAGCAACAAUCUGUUGGCGUUGCAUCUGGGCAUGAACAGUUUCCAAGGAAGCAUCCCCACAUUUUCGAAGGACAAUAGCUUGAGGUAUUUGAACUUACAUGGCAAUCAAUUAGGAGGGCGAAUUCCACGGUCUAUCCUCAAUUGCAAAAGCUUGGAAGUUUUGGACAUUGGCAACAAUGAGAUAGAUGAUACUUUCCCUGUUUUUUUGGAAACUCUUCCACAGCUACAAGUUCUUGUCCUACGAUCCAACAAACUUCAUGGAUUUCUAAAGGCUGCAUCGGCUAAUUAUUCCUUCUCCAAGUUGCGAAUUUUUGACAUGUCCAAUAAUAAUUUAAGUGGACCUCUGCCACUUGAGUAUUUCUAUAGUUUUGAAGCCAUGAUAGUUUCCGAUGAAAGCUUUCGAUACAUGGGUAUCACAGGAUUCUAUAGAUACACUUAUUCUGUGGAUGUGACAUGGAAAGGAUCGGGGAUUGAGUUAAGGAUCCAAACUAUGUUCACAACAAUUGAUUUGUCAGCCAACAAAUUUACUGGGAAUAUACCGUGGUCAAUUGGGAAGCUUGUAUCGCUUAAGCAACUCAAUCUUUCUCAUAAUUACCUCACUGGUAAUAUUCCACCUGAUUUGGGAAAAUUGAUAAAUCUUGAAUCAUUGGAUCUCUCUUCAAAUACGCUCACCGGAAAGAUUCCAACAGAUUUGGUAGACUUGAUAUUUCUUUCAGUCUUUCGAGUUUCACAUAACCAACUCGCAGGACGCAUACCUCUUGGCAAACAACUGGAUACCUUUGAUAGUAGUUCAUAUGAAGGAAACUCAGGGUUGUGCGGAUUUCCACUGAAAAAAGCAUGUGAAGAUGGGGAAAGGCAGCCAACAACUCUUUCAGAAGAAGGUGAUUCAGAGUCUGAAAAUGGAUUUGGGUGGAAAGCUGUUUUGAUAGGGUAUGUAUGUGGUUUCAUAUUUAGUGUCACAAUGGCACAUCUGAUGUUCAGAACAAGAAAGCCUAUAUGGGUUGUGAAGAUGGUUGAAGCCAAAACAAAAACCUACAGAUGUCGUGGAAAAAAUUAAACCUACUCAUUUGGGUUAAGCUUUCAAGGUAAUAUUUAAGUUUAUAUUUAUAUAUAUAUAAUUCAAAUUUUUGCAAUUUGUAUUUCUUAAUAUUAAUUAAAUAAACUUCUUAGGUUGG
Messenger RNA from Manihot esculenta (cassava), 2726 nucleotides. RefSeq names its product receptor-like protein Cf-9 homolog. The record is from RefSeq and is a predicted model, not a curated record. Bases 26 to 2608 code for a protein of 860 amino acids. Gene Ontology annotation, molecular function: protein binding. Lineage: Eukaryota; Viridiplantae; Streptophyta; Magnoliopsida; Malpighiales; Euphorbiaceae. The transcript has a single exon.